CCAGACUUUCCAAGUGAAGCACGAGUCCUCGCGAAGGCCGCCGGGAGUCGUAGUUCGCCACGCUGUGGAUGCCGGGAGCUGUAGUCCGCCCCGCCUGCCCAGUCAGCGCCGAACUUCCCGCCCUGCACUCGGAGUCCAGAGCCGCCGCCCAGGGGGAUGCGGGAGCCCCUGGUUCCGGGGAGCAGAGAGGCAGGCGGGGUGAGGGGUGUUGCUUGGCAACGAGCGAGCGCCGCGGUUGGGGAGCGGAGGGCGGCAUGUCCCAGGGCCCGGGAGCACAGCCGGGCCCACCCUCUGUGUACCACGAGCGGCAGCGCCUGGAGCUGUGCGCCAUCCACGCCCUCAACAACGUCCUGCAGCAGCGGCUGUUUAGCCAGGAGGCGGCCGAUGAGAUCUGCAAGAGGUUGGCCCCAGACUGCCGGCUGAACCCCCAUCGCAGCCUCCUGGGCACGGGCAACUAUGACGUCAACGUGAUCAUGGCCGCCCUGCAGGGCCUGGGCCUGGCCGCCGUGUGGUGGGACCAAAGGAGGCCCCUGUCCCAGCUGGCUCUGCCCCAGGUGCUGGGGCUGAUCCUGAACUUGCCCUCACCUGUGUCCCUGGGGCUGCUGUCCCUGCCGCUGCGCCGGCGGCACUGGGUGGCCCUGCGGCAGGUGGACGGCGUCUACUACAACCUGGACUCCAAGCUGCGGGCACCCGAGGCCCUGGGCGAUGAGGAUGGCGUCAGGGCUUUCCUGGCGGCCGCCCUGGCUCAGGACCUGUGCCAGGUGCUGCUGGUGGUGACCAAGGAGGUGGAGGAAAAGGGCUGCUGGCUGCGGACGCACUGACCCCACCGAGGACGGAUCCAACCACAGCUGCUGGCCCAGCGCGUCGCUGAGAGUCCACGCCCAGCUCCUGCGCA
Phyllostomus discolor (pale spear-nosed bat) is the source of this 895-nucleotide messenger RNA. It is a transcript of the gene JOSD2, whose product is annotated as Josephin domain containing 2. Gene Ontology annotation, biological process: protein deubiquitination. The transcript has 5 exons. The coding region runs from base 69 to 821 and encodes 250 amino acids. Gene Ontology annotation, molecular function: cysteine-type deubiquitinase activity. The record is from RefSeq and is a predicted model, not a curated record. Lineage: Eukaryota; Metazoa; Chordata; Mammalia; Chiroptera; Phyllostomidae.